AUCAGCGAAUCCCUCGUUGAGCAUCACGCCCGACUGAGCGGUCCAAUCCACAUCUCUUCGAGGGUGCAGAAAGACAAUGUCAGGACCGAGACCUGUGGUGCUAAGUGGACCAUCUGGAGCGGGCAAGAGCACACUGAUGAAGAGGCUCAUGAAGGACCAUGAAGGAGUGUUUGGAUUUAGCGUGUCACACACAACGAGGAACCCUCGCCCCGGAGAGGAAAACGGCAAAGGCCUCAACACGCUCCCCAUGCUUCUGGGGGCUACUUUACUGCCCGUAGCAGACGUCUUUUCCUCAGAAGACUUAGACACGUCAUUUUCGUGCCCAAAUGAAUCAGAAAGCCCACAUGAAGAUUACCACUUCACCAGCCGAGAGGCCAUGCAGGAGGGCAUCCAACGCGGUGACUUUAUUGAGAACGCCGAGUUCUCUGGCAACCUGUAUGGAACAAGCAAAGCUGCCAUUGAAGACGUGCAGGCCAAGAACCUGAUCUGCAUCCUGGAUGUGGACAUUCAAGGUGUGAGGAGGAUCAAAGAGACGAACCUGAACCCCAUCUACAUCUCCAUCCAGCCUCCAUCGAUGGAGAUUCUGGAAAAACGUCUCAGGGACCGACAAACUGAGUCCGAAGAAAGUUUACAGAAACGUCUGGAGGCAGCUCGCAUCGACAUGGAGCUCAGUAAGGAGCCAGGAGUGUUUGAUGUUGUCAUCAUCAACGACGACUUAGAACGAGCUUAUGAGGAGCUGAAGGAGAUCCUUAAUGAUGAAAUCCAAAAGGUUCAGGAGAGCAAAUCCUAAAAGGGGCAAACUCACCAGCAUCUCGGAGUGUGAAAAGGUGGUCCUUUAUCGGCGAUGUCUGUGAACACAGCAAAUAAAAAAGCUUGUGCUGGAGAAA
Hippocampus comes (tiger tail seahorse) is the source of this 887-nucleotide messenger RNA. It is a transcript of the gene guk1b, whose product is annotated as guanylate kinase 1b. The record is from RefSeq and is a predicted model, not a curated record. Gene Ontology annotation, biological process: purine nucleotide metabolic process. Gene Ontology annotation, molecular function: GMP kinase activity. Gene Ontology annotation, cellular component: cytosol. The transcript has 9 exons. NCBI's taxonomy places the organism in Eukaryota, Metazoa, Chordata, Actinopteri, Syngnathiformes, Syngnathidae. Bases 77 to 790 code for a protein of 237 amino acids.